Molecule: messenger RNA, 3424 nt
Organism: Nothobranchius furzeri (turquoise killifish)
Lineage: Eukaryota; Metazoa; Chordata; Actinopteri; Cyprinodontiformes; Nothobranchiidae
Source: RefSeq, a predicted model, not a curated record
AGGGGGAGGAGACUAGAAGGUCGCGUGCAGCAUUAUAUUAAUGUCGAUGGCAGCGACUCGCCCGCGUGCUCUUGUUACUAGGAGGCGCUGUUAGAUCCCGGAAGAGUUGGAAAUGAUCUGACGUGAUGGUCAGACCGAGAAUGAGAGCGGAGAAACGUGAGAUCCGCUGAUCAAGUCGCCACUCUGAGCAAAUCGGUGACGUUAAUCUGCGUCCAACGGGAGGACGGAAACACGAUAUCCCCCCACAAUCUGCAGCCGGGUAACGGCAAGGCUACAUGGUGUGUGUUUCCGGAGUUUGGGUGUUCACGGAUGGAGAGCUACGAGGCGUUCUGUCUGCGGAGUUUGCUCGUGCUGCAGGAGGAGAAGAAACCCAAGAGGAAGACAUGUGAGCCACUGUGUUUCCUGAAAGAUGCCUCUGUUAUCCACUUCUGUGGGAGAGCUGUGCUUUCACCUCUGGUAAGGAAGCAAUGAACAAGCAUGAGCGCUAACACAAAGAGGAGCUCGACCAGAUUCCUCUUUAGACCAAAGUGAUAUCCAGACUAAUCAUUUCUGCUACAGUUCCGGGUCUUUCUCUCUUGCUUUGGCUGCUGUACGUCUCAGUUGAGUGCAGAGCAGCGCGUUGAGAUGUGUGGCCACAGACAGAGGGCGAUCCAGCUGGAGCUGCAACUGCAGAAGCAGCAGAGAAACAAGCUUUUGGCCCGAGUUCAAACUAUUCUGGAUCAAGCUCAGGCAUGUGAAGCACCAAGUAAAGAAGAUCUCAACUCUGCCACCGUCAGUGGCUACACGCUGGUCACUGACUCACCUGGACUUCCCCAAGACCCUGGAUUCAGGCCACAAGGGGACAAGCAGCCUGUCAUUCCCAAUGCUGAGACUCUCGUCUUUGAUGGCUACAAGGAAGACUUAAAGACAGAGAAGCAGGAGAGGAGUGAGGAAGAGGAGGAAGAUGAAGACAUAAGCUUGGACAGCCUUCUUAAAAGAUCAAGGGAAUAUGUGAAGCGAGAGCAGAGUCAACAGGGAUUGAAAGCCAGCCAGACUCCCCCUCCACAGCAGCAGAGUUGUAGCUCCAUCAGGGACACGAGUAUUGAGUUUGGGUUCAGUCUGCACCACAGUCCAGUCAGACCACCUCUGAUCCAGCACCAACCUCUGUUUGACCACAGUCCUCAGAAACCUGGGGACUUGCUGCCUAGUAAAACGGAGCGAUAUGCUCGUCUCCCAAGUCCAGAGUCCUGCAUCAGUUCUGGUCCUCGUAGACACAAACCACGCCCAGUUUCUACAGGAAACAUCCACAUUUCAUUCCCCGUGGACCCAGCAGAUUUUAUCCCUCGAAGUCCAGGAAGGCCAGGGGAGGGUGCUGGUGUGGCAGAUUGUGGGGGAGCGGUCUUAAUGUCCAGCACUCAGUGGAGCUCAGACAGUGGGGACAGCAGUUGUGGGACUGGAAACUGUCGAUCCAGUCACUGCAGCAUCAGCCCAGUCCAGGAAACUAAAAGCCCAGUUAGCGCCCCUGUGCCCAGCUCCAUGACACACCUGGCUUUGGGAUUUCGCAGGCGGUGCCACACACUUGACAGCCAGCUGAGUGCCUACCAGUCUGGAGCGGAUUACGUUGACCGCAGCCAGGAAAGGGUUCCUCGCUUCAUGGCAGGAGUUACAUGGCUGGGCCCAGGCAGGCGCGCUGCUGCAGCUCCUUUAAACCAGUCCUAUGAGGUAGAAAACCCUUCUCCUUCUCUGCUGAGGCCCCACAUAGCUCCGGAUGAUCCUCAUCGGCUAAACAGUGGUGUGAAAACACCAACUGUUCAGAGAAAAACAGAUGAAACACAAUGCAGCAAGACAGAAACAGAGGAGGUUCAAUGGUUGCCACAAGUUCUGGAAGACAUGCAAAGGCGUCUAGAAGAAGAACAUGCCUUGCAAAUGUCGCUGCUUCUGGCUGAGCAGGAGAUGGAACAACAGCGCCUUCGUCUGGAGCUUGAGGAGACAGAGAGGAGGCUGAAGGAGCCUGUCGGUGGGGACUCUCGUGGUCGGGGCUGCAGGUCGGGGAGCUGUCCUGUUAUGAGCCCCUCCUGUCCAGGACUGAGUCCCAUCCACACGCCGGCCGACCGAUCAGCUGGACACGUGUUAGUUUUUCCCAGUCCUGCUCCGUCCAGUGUGACAUCUCCCUCAGUUCAGCCUGCUGUUUUUCUGUGGAGCUCCUCUCGAGCAGCUAACAAACAACAAGCCAGGCUAAGUCUGGUGUUGACCGCGGCGCAUCAGAAAGCCUUUAGUCGCAUCUGUGCCAUCGUUCGAGGUUUCCUCGUACGCCGACUGCUCAAAACAGAGAAGGUCAAACAUUUGUGCCAAACCAUCCUGGAUACGCAAGAAUUAAUCCACGUAUUUGAGACUGAAGCUGCACAAAAGAGAGGAACAUACUCGGCACAAGAUCUGUCUCUGCAGGAGAGAGUCAGAGCUCAGUUACGUGCAGCUCUCUACGACGUGCACGACAUCUUCUUUGAAAUGACUUCAACAGAUCGAUUAGCAGUUCUGCAGCAGGACAGAGAGCUGCGUGUACAGAGGAAGCUCCGAGACCUGGAGAAAACCAAGUGUCCCAAGGAGAGAGUCUCUCUCUCUGCUGCCACUCAGCGGUCUCUGGACAGGAAGAAGAGAGCUGGUGAGUCCCCCGGUCAGGUCAGGAAGGUGCAGCAGAAGCCAAAAAGCCCCACAACCACCAGAGUUUUGAAGCCUAGUCAAAACCAGAACUCCUCUACUCCAGGCCAGUUGCACCGCCAGGGGAGCUGGUACAGAAAGACUCCUGAAGAGAGAGUGAGGCGCUCGGACAGCCUGAAGAAGCAGCACUCUCUGGGUUAACACACCACACAGCACCGCUCGACCUCUUAACUUGAAUUUACAUUCUUUUAUUCUGAAUGUUGCACCACUGGACCUGUUUUACAGCGCUGCUAACACCAUUACUUAAAGUCUUAUCUCUGAUGAUAUUAAUCGCCUCCAUGUUUUCAUUAACACCAGUGUAGUUGUGUUUACUGCUGCCUCCUGCUGAAACGUUGGUGUGUGUGUGUUGAGUAUCCAGUAACGAGGCCGUAGAAACAGCUGGACUACACCUUAGCAUGCUUGUAUUGUUUAUCUGAUGUUAUCAGACAUAUGAAAUGCUCAUCGUUGUAACUGAAUUUUAAGACUGAAUGUCAAACUGCAGGUUUUGAAAUAGUAUUUAGUCGUGUAUAAUUUAUGACGAUUUUGUUAAAGGGCUUUGACUCGUUUUCUGUGCUUUGGGGAGCUAAUGGUGCUGAGUACUUUAUCACCAUUUUAGCCAGUUUGAUAUAUUUCUGCAGUUAAAUUAGUGUAGUUUGUCAUCAGUUGCAUUUAUUGUGUGACUUUUUUAUGUCAUUUCUGUUUUUCUUGUUCUGAUUUUAUUUCCUGAAUAAAUCAGAAUCUGCUCAUUUUA